This is a messenger RNA of Fopius arisanus, 1729 nucleotides long. RefSeq names its product mitochondrial ribosome-associated GTPase 2. Lineage: Eukaryota; Metazoa; Arthropoda; Insecta; Hymenoptera; Braconidae. The record is from RefSeq and is a predicted model, not a curated record. Gene Ontology annotation, cellular component: cytoplasm; mitochondrion. Gene Ontology annotation, biological process: rRNA base methylation. Bases 428 to 1651 code for a protein of 407 amino acids. Gene Ontology annotation, molecular function: magnesium ion binding; GTP binding; GTPase activity. The transcript is spliced from 6 exons.
UUGAGUUUUUCCCUGAAUUUUUUAUACAUGUGGCACGUGGUGAACCCCCACCCCGAAUUUUCUGUUGGACGUCCUGGUGUUGAUCAGUGGUUUUUAAUUAUUCACGUCUUCUUUAGGAUGGAUAUAAUAGGACAUUAACGUCGGGUCACGAGCACUCCAGAAACAUCUCUUUUGGGGUAGAAGUCCUCCGAAAUUUUCUAGUUUAGAGUGAAGUUGAAGGAUCUUCUAGAGGAUUUGACAUCCAGGGACAUGCGUUUGUCGGUUUUUAACGAGAAUGAUGAAGUACUACUCCUGGGGGAGGGUAAUUUCUCGUUCACCAAGAGUUUACGUAAAUAUAACCUGAAAAUUCGAAUCACGUCUACUUGUUAUGAAACUUCAGCAAUAAAUGAAGAGGCACAGAGGAAUAUUGAGUAUCUAAGAACUCAGGAUGCAGACACUCCAGAAGUUGACGUGCCUCACAUUGAGACACUCGAUACGAAAGCAGAAGACAAUAGAGUUAUGCAAAACCUUAACGGGUGUUGAACUGAAUUUAAUAAGACAUCCUCGUAGGACAUUCCAUUGUGCCAGUUGUUUUUGCAAUGACGAAGUGGCACGUCCGCUUCGUAGCCGAAAGCCCAAGUCCACCAGGGAUACACUCCAAUAUUUUGUAGAUGUUAAACAGGUGAGAGUAUCAGGGGGACAGGGUGGAGAUGGUGCGAUAAGUUUUCUUCACGCGUGGUCGAACGAGAACGGCGGCCCCGAUGGAGGAGAUGGGGGUCACGGAGGUCACGUUAUCUUCCAGGUAUCGAGGGAUGUAACUAGUUUGAACCACUUGAAAACCGUAACCGAGGCGGAGCCGGGGGAGAAGGGAUACAACAAAGAUUGUCAUGGAAAAAAUGCUCAACAUACAGUGAUCAAAGUGCCUGUUGGCACAAUUGUCAGGAGCACCAGUGGAAAUAUCCUGGCGGAUCUUGAGGAUGAGGGGAUGAUGUUUAUUGCAGCUCGAGGGGGAGCUGGAGGCCAUGGAAACGCCUUCUUCACAUCUGAUGUCCAACAAGCACCGAAAAUUGCAGAGUUUGGGGCUAAAGGGGAGGAGAAGCAAUAUGUACUGGAAGUUAGAUCGAUGGCACAUGUUGGAUUGAUUGGACUCCCAAAUGCUGGGAAAAGUACUCUCUUACGUGCGAUAACCCGAGCACGCCCAAAAGUUGCAUCUUACGCCUUUACAACUCUGAAGCCUCACAUAGGAAUGGUGCAGUACGAUGAUUACGAGCAGAUCGCUGUUGCAGACUUACCUGGACUCAUCGAGGACUCCCACAAGAACAAAGGUCUGGGAAUAAUGUUCUUGAAGCAUGCAGAAAGGUGUGCUGCACUGCUGUUUAUACUCGAUAUCAGUCUCGAGGAGCCCUGGGAACAACUGGCGACUCUCAAAAACGAAAUCAAUCAGUUCAGUACAAAACUCAACGAACGACCUAAACUAGUCAUCGCUAAUAAGAUUGAUAUACCUGGGGCUCAGGACAACCUAGAAAAACUCCUCCAGAAAGUCGAUAUCCCAGUGAUUCCAAUAUCCGCUAAAAUGGGCACGAACAUGGGCGUCCUGCUCCGAGAGAUGAGGAUCCUCUACGACGAGGAGUUGAAAAACCGCGAGAUAAAAUCAGAAGCAGAUGUUGAAUAAGUGAAAAUCUAUUUCUCACCCAAAAAAUAUGAAACGUACAAAAUCGAAUAAACAGCAUUGAAUCCCAGGCGACCUAAA